GGAGUGGAUUGCAAACCCACCAGGAAAAUGAGUGAAGAGACGGUCCCGGAAGCUGCCUCCCCACCUCCCCCUCAGGGGCAGCAUUACUUUGACCGCUUCUCAGAGGAGGACCCUGAGUACAUGCGGCUGCGGAAUCGUGCUGCAGACCUGAGGCAGGACUUCAACCUGAUGGAACAGAAGAAGCGCGUCACCAUGAUCUUACAGAGCCCAUCUUUUAGGGAAGAGCUGGAAGGUCUCAUCCAGGAGCAGAUGAAGAAGGGAAACAACUCCUCUAACAUCUGGGCCCUGCGGCAGAUUGCAGACUUCAUGGCCAGCACUUCCCAUGCAGUCUUCCCAACAUCUUCCAUGAACUACUCCAUGAUGACGCCCAUCAACGACCUCCACACUGCUGACUCCCUGAAUCUGGCCAAAGGUGAGCGGCUUAUGCGGUGCAAGAUUAGCAGCGUCUACCGACUCCUGGACAUCUACGGCUGGGCCCAGCUCAGCGACACCUACGUAACGUUGCGGGUCAGUAAGGAGCAGGACCACUUCCUGAUCAGCCCUAAGGGAGUGUCUUGCAGUGAAGUUACGGCAUCUAGUCUGCUCAAGGUGAACAUCCUGGGAGAGGUGGUAGAGAAGGGCAGCAGCUGCUUCCCGGUGGACACCACAGGCUUCUGCCUGCACUCGGCCAUCUACGCAGCCAGGCCUGAUGUGCGGUGCAUCAUCCACCUGCACACACCUGCUACGGCUGCGGUGUCAGCCAUGAAGUGGGGCCUUCUGCCUGUCUCCCAUAAUGCCCUGCUGGUAGGGGACAUGGCCUAUUUUGACUUCAAUGGGGAAAUGGAGCAGGAAGUGGAUCGAAUCAACCUGCAGAAGUGCCUUGGACCCACCUGCAAGAUCCUGGUGCUAAGAAACCAUGGAGUGGUUGCUCUAGGCGACACCGUAGAGGAGGCAUUUUAUAAGGUCUUCCACCUGCAGGCUGCGUGUGAGAUACAGGUGUCUGCGCUGUCCAGUGCCGGGGGAGUGGAGAACCUCAUCCUCCUGGAACAGGAGAAGCAUCGGCCCCACGAGGUGGGCUCUGUGCAGUGGGCAGGGAGCACCUUCGGGCCCAUGCAGAAGAGCCGGCUCGGGGAGCACGAGUUUGAAGCCCUCAUGAGGAUGCUGGACAACCUGGGUUACAGAACAGGCUACACAUACCGCCACCCCUUUGUUCAAGAGAAAACCAAACACAAAAGUGAGGUGGAGAUUCCGGCCACAGUCACAGCUUUCAUAUUUGAGGAGGAUGGCACGCCGGUGCCUACCUUGCGGCAGCAUGCCCAGAAACAGCAGAAGGAGAAGACCCGCUGGCUCAACACCCCCAACACCUACCUGCGGGUCAAUGUGGCUGACGAGGUCCAGAGGAACAUGGGCACCCCCCGGCCCAAGACCACAUGGAUGAAGGCUGAUGAAGUGGAGAAAUCCAGCAGUGGUGUGCCCAUACGGAUUGAAAACCCAAACCAAUUUGUGCCUCUCUAUACCGACCCCCAAGAAGUGCUGGACAUGCGGAACAAGAUUCGAGAACAAAACCGGCAGGAUGUGAAGUCAGCAGGGCCUCAGUCCCAGCUUCUGGCGAGCGUCAUCGCUGAGAAGAGCCGGAGCCCGUCUACAGAGAGCCAGCUGAUGUCCAAGGGUGAUGCGGAUACCAAAGAUGAUUCAGAGGAGACCGUACCCAACCCCUUCAGCCAACUCACCGACCAGGAGCUGGAGGAGUACAAGAAAGAGGUGGAGAGGAAGAAACUGGAGCUUGAUGUAGAGGGAGAGAAAGAAAUCGCCACAGAAGGGCCUGGCUCGCCUGUGAAGUCAGCACCUGCUUCUCCCGUGCAGAGUCCAACCAAGUCAGAGACGAAGAGCCCAGUGGUGUCCCCAUCCAAGACUUUAGAAGGUACUAAGAAGACAGAAACAAGCAAAUCCCCGACAGAGCCCAAAAAACCCCAGCCAGAAGAGGUGGUGGUCAAUGGGAGGGAGGACGAGCAGACUGCGGAGGAAAUCCUCAGCAAAGGCUUGAGCCAGAUGACCACCAACGCAGACACCGAUGUCGAUCCCUCCAAGGACAAAACUGAGUCAGUCACCAGCGGCCCCAUGUCUCCAGAGGGUUCACCUUCCAAGUCUCCCUCAAAGAAGAAAAAGAAAUUCCGAACCCCAUCUUUCCUGAAAAAGAGCAAAAAGAAGGAGAAAGUGGAGUCCUGA
This is a messenger RNA of Chrysochloris asiatica (Cape golden mole), 2205 nucleotides long. RefSeq names its product adducin 2 (beta) (gene ADD2). Gene Ontology annotation, biological process: barbed-end actin filament capping. Gene Ontology annotation, cellular component: cytoskeleton; plasma membrane; postsynaptic density. Lineage: Eukaryota; Metazoa; Chordata; Mammalia; Afrosoricida; Chrysochloridae. The record is from RefSeq and is a predicted model, not a curated record. Gene Ontology annotation, molecular function: actin filament binding. The transcript has 15 exons. The coding region runs from base 28 to 2205 and encodes 725 amino acids.